Molecule: messenger RNA, 1065 nt
Organism: Physella acuta
Lineage: Eukaryota; Metazoa; Mollusca; Gastropoda; Physidae
Source: RefSeq, a predicted model, not a curated record
UGUUACAGUGAUAGUUUACCAUUGGGCAUAUGCUGGGUGGCUGUUGGAAAUGUUUGCUUCACUUAGUUUGUUGAUGUUUCUUCUGUUUAGCCACGAGCUGUUGGGAUCCCACUCCAACCCUGAGGUGAAGGACACAUCCAAAUGCAGGAGAGUCUGCGACAACGAUCGAUUCCCUGGCCUUUUUCUAGACCGCGACAACCUGUUCUGUCUGAUCCUGAAUCCCAGCAGCUUUAUGAGGGGAAACUUCCAGAUUCGGAAUGACAGCUUUAACAUGCCCUGGCCAAAUGAUGGCAACAAGGUGACCAAUCAGCGUGGCCGUAGGGAAGCGACGGAUCCUUGUUGUGUCACCGUCAUGACCUUGACCAUCCCUACCUACGUCACAUCGGUGUACAACAACCAGGAAUACAAAGUCAAACACUUCAACUCCUCCUACCAGAUCCUACACCAGGGAAAGUGCGCGGCGCUAGGCUCCCCUUGUACACUAUCUGGUACCUGCCAGCUGAGGAACCGAGUCCAGUGGAUCCUUGUAGAGAAGGACGACGGCAACGACACAUUUGUCCCAGUAAACGUCGGCAACGACUGUUACUGUCAGUACCAUUAAAAUGUUACUGUCAGUACCAUUGAAAUUUUACUGUUAGUAUUAUUAAAACGUUACUGUCAGUAACGUUAUAAAUGUUACUGUCAGUACCAUUGAAAUGAUUAUCAUUAAAAUGUUAUUGUCAGUAUCGUUACUGUGUUAAGGCAUCACCAUUAAAACCAUUAAAGUGUUACUGUCAUUAAAGUGCUACUGCUAGUAUCACUGAAGUGCUACUGUCGGUAUCAUAAAGCGCCAUCUCAAACCACGUCAGUGCAAACACCACUAUCCUAGUUUAGACGGUGUUUGUGUUACUUUAAUGUUACCUAAAUAGUAACAAUUUAUUGUUCUUAUUUUCCGUGAGACUGAAAAUCGAAAAACGUAUAUUUAUAUUUAAAAUAUUUUUAUUAUUAUUAAAAAUUAUUAUUUCAAGUUGUGUUUUAUUACCUUGCAUCCACAUAAAACACGAAGCUAAUAAAACUGCAUUCAUU